Camellia sinensis is the source of this 1128-nucleotide messenger RNA. Its product is annotated as receptor-like protein 18. NCBI's taxonomy places the organism in Eukaryota, Viridiplantae, Streptophyta, Magnoliopsida, Ericales, Theaceae. Gene Ontology annotation, molecular function: protein binding. The record is from RefSeq and is a predicted model, not a curated record.
AUGAUUCCAAGCUCAUUAUCUCAACUCAAGUAUCUUGAAGAUCUUAAUUUUGCUGGAAACAACUUGGGUGGUAAAGUCGAGCUCGACAUUUUUUUGAAGCACCGAAACCUUCUUCACCUUGAUUUGUCAGCCAACAAAUUAACGGUGCUUACCAAAAAUAGUACCAAUGCUACUAUUCCGAAGUUUAAUAUUCUAGGAUUGGUAUCGUGUAACUUGAGGAAGUUCCCCAAUUUCCUACAGUUCCAGGAUGAAUUGGAGACGUUCUCUUUUAGUGAUAACAAAAUUCAUGGUGAAAUACCAACUUGGUUUUGGAACAAAUCGAAAGAAACUAUGACUGCAAGGAUCAUUACCAAUUCCACCACCGUCAAUCCAUGUUUAUCAAGUCCCUGUGAUUCUUUGUUAGUGCUCAAUCUAAGUCUCAACAAUUUUCAUGGCACUAUUCCUCACAUGAUGGGGAUAAACUUGAAGAUGAUUGAUCUAAGUCAAAAUCAUUUACAUGGGUUGGUGCCAAGAUCAUUGCAAAAUUGUAAAUUGCUUGAGAUUCUUGUUCUUGGAAAUAAUCAGAUGGAGGAUACUUUUCCCUCUUGGUUGGGAGCACUUCCUAUGUUACAAGUUCUUAUUUUGCGAUCUAACAAAUUUCAUGGUGCCAUUAACGUUUCUCAAGCCAAAUUAAAUUUUGCAAAAUUGCGCAUCAUUGACCUCUCUGACAAUGGUUUUUCAGGAAACUUACCGUCAGAAUACUUCGAAAACUGGAAUGCAAUGAUAAUGGUCAAGACAGAAAAGUUUACAUAUAUGCAGGCAAGUCAAGAAGUUCCAAUUACAACUGUAAAUUCAAGAUCGAUAAUUUUAACUUUGCAUAUGCCGCCUUACAUGUAUUCAAUAACAAUGGAUAACAAAGGCACACAUAGAUUAUACGCGAAAAUCCAAAAGGCCUUCAUAGCUAUUGAUUUGUCAAACAACAAAUUUGGAGGGGAAAUUCCAGAAUCUCUUGGAAGGCUCAGUGGACUUCAGAUGUUAAACCUUUCCAACAACAAUUUCACUGGAGUCAUCCCAUCAUCCUUGGCAAGUUUGAUCAAGCUGGAAUCAUUGGACCUUUCGCAGAACUUGCUCUCAGGAGAGAUCCCUUAA